Molecule: messenger RNA, 1314 nt
Organism: Penicillium macrosclerotiorum
Lineage: Eukaryota; Fungi; Ascomycota; Eurotiomycetes; Eurotiales; Aspergillaceae
Product: acyl-CoA dehydrogenase
Exons: 3
Coding region: 1-1314 (437 amino acids)
Cellular component (GO): mitochondrion
Molecular function (GO): flavin adenine dinucleotide binding; acyl-CoA dehydrogenase activity
Source: RefSeq, a predicted model, not a curated record
AUGGCCUCCAUCUCCCGUGCCUUGCGACCCUUGUCGCGCACUGCUCCCUCGGCCCGUCUGGCCUCCAAGCGGGUAGCUGCCAUCCGCCCAGUUCAGAGCGCUUAUACUUUCUCGACUACUUCCCGCCGGCGGGAUGCCGACCUCUCUAGCCUCACUCCGACCCCGAUCUCCCUUCUAUCCGAGACCGAGUCGAUGAUGGCCGACGCUGUCUCCAAGUUUGCCCAAGAGCAGAUCGGCCCAAAGGUCCGCGACAUGGACGAAGCCGAAACCAUGGACCCCGCCGUGGUGGAGCAGCUCUUUGAGCAGGGCAUUAUGGGCAUCGAGAUCCCUGAGGAGUUCGGCGGCGCAGGCAUGAACUUCACCGCGGCGAUCGUUGCGAUCGAGGAGCUAGCCCGGGUUGACCCCAGUGUCAGCGUCAUGGUCGACGUUCACAACACCCUGGUCAACACCGCCAUCAUGAAAUACGGCGACGCCCAGUCUCACCGCACCUGGCUGCCCAAGCUGAGCACCGGUACCGUUGGCUCGUUCUGUCUGUCGGAACCUGUCUCUGGCUCGGACGCGUUUGCGCUGCAGACUAAGGCCGAGAAGACCGCUGAUGGGUAUAAGCUCAAUGGCUCAAAGAUGUGGAUCACUAACGCCAUGGAGUCGGGUAUUUUCCUCGUGUUCGCCAACCUGAACCCCAGCGCCGGAUACAAAGGCAUCACCGCGUUCGUUGUCGAGAAGGGUACUCCGGGCUUUUCGAUUGCCAAGAAGGAGAAGAAGCUCGGUAUCCGGGCUAGCAGCACCUGCGUGCUCAACUUUGACGACGUUGUCAUCCCCAAGAGCAACCUCCUGGGUGAGGAAGGCCAGGGCUACAAGUAUGCCAUCAAUAUCUUGAACGAGGGCCGUAUCGGUAUUGCUGCGCAGAUGACCGGCCUGGCCCUUGGUGCCUGGGAGCACGCUGCCCGCUACGUCUGGAACGACCGCAAGCAGUUCGGCCAGUUGAUCGGCAACUUCCAGGGCAUGCAGCACCAGAUUGCGCAGGCUUACACCGAGAUUUCCGCAGCCCGGGCUCUCGUCUACAACGCCGCGCGCAAGAAGGAGGCGGGUCAGGACUUUGUGCAGGACGCUGCCAUGGCCAAGCUGUACGCUUCCCAGGUUGCCGGCCGGGUUGCCGGCUCUGCGGUGGAGUGGAUGGGCGGCAUGGGUUUCGUGCGCGAGGGCAUUGCGGAGAAGAUGUUCCGCGACAGCAAAAUUGGCGCGAUCUACGAGGGUACCAGCAACAUUCAGUUACAGACUAUUGCCAAGCUGCUACAGAAGCAAUACACUAACUAG